Cladophialophora immunda is the source of this 1647-nucleotide messenger RNA. RefSeq lists its product as uncharacterized. The transcript has 4 exons. Bases 1 to 1647 code for a protein of 548 amino acids. Lineage: Eukaryota; Fungi; Ascomycota; Eurotiomycetes; Chaetothyriales; Herpotrichiellaceae. Gene Ontology annotation, biological process: transmembrane transport. Gene Ontology annotation, molecular function: transmembrane transporter activity. The record is from RefSeq and is a predicted model, not a curated record.
AUGAAUCGAACAGCCAUCCAGGAUCAGAAUGAUGCCCGGAAUGCGUUCUCCGAAAGACCCCCUCGAACGCCAGGAAUCACGACGCGGCAAGCCAACGCUGGAAAGACAUUCCUUGUGGACUUCGAUGGCGUCGACGACCCAGAUUUACCGUAUAACUGGCCAACGCACAAAAAGAUCGUCACUGCUUUCUUCUAUGGCUUUGCUUGCUUCACUUCCUCCCUAGCAUCGGGUAUUCUCUCUCCAGCUGUGUCUGAGCUAUCUCUUCAUUUUCACGUCUCCGAUGAGGUCGCAACACUUUGCACUUCAACGCUGUUUCUAUUAGGAUAUACUACAGGUCCCUUUGUCUGGGCCCCGCUGUCAGACAUUUAUGGGCGAAAGAUUCCCAUGAUCAUCUCGUCGUUCGGUUUCAUUUGCUUCGGGGCCGGCUCCGCGACUGCAAAAGACUUCCAGACACUAGCGUUGUGUCGCUUCUUCCAAGGCGUCAUGGGAGCAUGCGCCCUCAUGCUGCCGCUCUCAUCUUAUGCAGACUUCUGGAAAGGCGCUCGUCGGGGCUAUGCAUCUAUCGCGUUCCUGACUUCUGUGUUCGGCGCACCAAUGCUCGCCUCGCCAUUAGCUGGAUUUACUGUAGACAAUCAAUCACUAGGCUGGCGCUGGUGCGCAUGGUGGACUGUGUUCGUGGGUUCGGCAGUCUUCUUUGGUUUGAUGCUCUUCGCCUCCGAAUCCUACGCUCCGUACCUUCUGAAGCAGAAAGCGGUACAGCUGCGUGUCGACACCGGGGAUUGGGCGAUUCAUGCCAAAAUCGAAGAACGGCAUGAAACAUUGGGCCAAACACUCAAAUAUCUACUCCAGAGGCCCUUUAUCAUGGUGUGCAAGGAGCCGAUCCUGCUCUUCAUCUGCAUAUACGUGGCGUUUGUUUAUGCUCUGAUCUACACGUUCUUGGUGUCCUACGAGAUUGUUUUCGUCGAAGGAUACCAUAUGAAUCGUGGUACUGGGGGGCUGCCGUUCUUUGGUGUCAUUGGAGGUCUGGCACUGUCUGCAGUCGUGCAUAUGGCUCAAGAGAGAUAUUACACCCACUGGGCAAGGGCAAAUGAUGGUAUUAUGGUUCCUGAGUGGCGUAUGCCUAUCUGCAUCACAGGCGCCGUGGCCUUCACUGCGGGCUUAUUCUGGUUUGCCUGGACCGCUGCGUACCCUAGACAGGUGCAUUGGAGCAUACCAGCUGCCAGUGGAGUUGCGACUGGCUAUGGGCUUCAUACCAUAUUUAUCGGGUCGACCAUUUCACGUUCAGCUCUCGCCGCGGGCUUUCCGAUGUUCGCAAAACAGAUGUUCCACAAUCUCGGUGUGGGGUGGGCGAACACACUGCUGGCAUGUUUUGCUACGCUCCUCAUCCCAGUGCCAAUAUGCUUCUGGCUAUGGGGAGCGCAGAUACGUGCCCGGAGUACUUUCGCUGUUGACAUUGCCUUGGUCCCAGAUCCAGGCAGAGGUGAAGCGAGCCGCGACGACGACACAUCUCAAGAGAAAGACGUGGAGAGCGCCGGUAUGGAGAUGGAUCAGGCUACAGAUCACAGUCUGGAAACACCAGGGAGGGAUGUGGGUUGUCCGGAGAUGAAUCUCUUACGCUCCGACUCAACAAUCGUGAGCAGUAUCUGA